AGCACACGCCCACCCCACACACAGACAGCUAUAUUGCUGGUGAAAACAGAGACACACUCAGAGGAUUCUGUCACCCACCAACAUCAUGACUGGAAGAGCUGUUUUCCUGGGACUCCUGCUUAUUUGUGUGGCUGCAGAUGCAGAGAAGGAACCUGGACUCAUGAUAAAGCCCUCUUGUUACGACAUGGCAGAGAUUCCAGCGUGCCCUAUGAAUUUUGCUCCUGUGUGUGGCAGUGAUGGAAACACUUACGCCAACGAGUGUGCCCUGUGUGUCCAAAGACAAGUAACCAAGAUGGACAUUAUGAUCGUCAAGGAGGGGACCUGCUGAUCUGCACAGCUGGUGAUGUCACCGCCCAAGCAUCCAAUCAGGAUCUGGUUAUGUGUCCGACAUGGAUCUUUGAUAUAACAACUGGAUCCCAACUGUCCCAAAAAAGUUUGUUCUAAUUACCACAAGCAAUAAAUGUCCUUCAGCAUCAAACAA
This is a messenger RNA of Lates calcarifer (barramundi perch), 481 nucleotides long. RefSeq names its product serine peptidase inhibitor, Kazal type 4 (gene spink4). The transcript has 4 exons. Gene Ontology annotation, molecular function: serine-type endopeptidase inhibitor activity; protein binding. The record is from RefSeq and is a predicted model, not a curated record. Bases 86 to 328 code for a protein of 80 amino acids. NCBI's taxonomy places the organism in Eukaryota, Metazoa, Chordata, Actinopteri, Centropomidae.